AGAAGGUGCCGUCAGCUGCGAACAUCCAGGUCCACACCGGGGACUACGAUGGAUCUACCCACGGGGCUCUGCAAACUUUCCGCCGCCUGUACGACGAGCAGGGCGUGCGUCUGUUCGUGGGUCCCGACACCAGCAGCCAUGCGGUCCAUGUGGCGGAGUGGGCGAUGGUGAACGCACCGGACGCGGUCUUCAUUUCUCCACGAGCAUCAUCCGAACGACUGGCCAACGCCACGAACACCAUACGACUCAGCAUGGGCGACCAUGCUCUUGCUUUGGCUUUGUACCUGAAGAUGCAAAGCGAUAACGUGUCCGUCGUCAUCCCGGUGCACAUCGAGGACAUCUACUCUACGGGCCUGGUGCAGAGGAUUCGCGACCUGGCAGACGAUAAGAUGGACGACAUUGCAGUCACUACCAGUAUCAGCUACGCGCCGGGGACAAUCACCAACAAGGAAGAGGCGCAGAGGCUGACUGAAGAACUUCGCAACGCUCUCAGGGACAACCCAAAGGCUGUCGUCCUACUUGUGUCGUAUUCUGAAGCCAAGCACAUCCUGGAAGCAGCUAACGGUGACAGCACUUUGUUGGGCCGUAUGUGGUACACCGGGGACUCCUUGGCUCUCCGAGAGGACAUUCUGAGUUCUGAAGACGCGAAGCAGUCUGCACAAACGGUAAGCCUGUACGGACUGGCCUACGCCGGGGAGGAGCUCCACAGCAAACGGAGGAUGCGCAAGAUGCAGAAGCUUGCUGAUCGCCUGAAACGCUCGCCUCCUGUGUUUGCUCCACUGGCUUAUGACGCAGUCAACCUGAUCUACGACACGUGUCAGGUAACCCGGACAACCGAUGCUCAGGUGGUUCUUGCACACCUUACUCGCGAGGCAGAAUGGCAGAACGGACUGUCCGGCAGGCUGGCAAUCGACUCCAAAGGUAGUCGCGCGUUCGGAGAUUACCUUCACUCGUUCGUCGCUCCACAGAUUCCAGACAUCGGAAAGGUUACCGUCGCCAUGACAGGGUCCUGGAUUCUGGACGGACUGUCGCAGGUAUCUCACAUGGACGACGAGUCUGACCAGGAUGGCGGCGGUAGGCGUAGGAGGGAAGUAGCGUCCUCUGACAUGAUGUCAUCUGUGGCGUCCACUGCCAUGUCGUCUGCCUCAGUCUUCAACAAGUCUGAUGUCAUGGCACUGAAAGCACUGGCUGGAAACGACUGUCACAACUCGAAGUUCUCCAUCACUGCUACGGAUCCAGCAACAUACAUGCAGGUGCAACAUGACUUCACGGACGCCACGUUCCCGGAGAUGUUCAUAGUUUCGACUGCCUAUGGCUACAGCCUGCAAAUGAGCUGUGACAAGCCGGAAGGGCCCGUGGUGUUGGACCUCCUCUGCCCGCCAAGCACCAACCCUAAAGACGACAUGGCCUGUGUGCAAACCGUCACCCAUCCUGUUACCGAUCAGGGCGGCCGUCGCCGCCUACUAGUGUCCCCACGUGAAGCACAGGAAAGCCGUUCAGCACACUGUGUUGGCAACGUUCUUGGGUGUAGUCUUUGCUUCGGAGUCUUUUCGUUUUUCCUAGGUCCGUUUGGAGCUUUCUGCGCUAUACCUUGUGCAGCCGGUGUUGGAGGCAUCUGUGGUUAUGCUGCCGCACGUGGAAGUGGCAAGAUCAUCUGCACUGAACUUUUUGCCCAAGGCCACCUGGAUGCGCAUACGUACCUGGCUGAUGCCGCCUUUGGUCGCCAGCUGGCUGCCGAGUCCCCACACGUGAUGGAAGGGUACCACACCCUGGCCACCCCCAUCGUCUGGCUCAUGCAGCGGUCUGACACAGCGACAGACAUCGUCAAGGUGAAGCAUUUUGGAUUCUUAUGUUUCUGCCUUCUCCUUAAACAUACAGUAAAUUCUAACACGCACCGGCUGCAUGUAUGUACAACUGGUUGACACAUUGAAGAUUUU
This is a messenger RNA of Branchiostoma floridae (Florida lancelet), 1937 nucleotides long. RefSeq lists its product as uncharacterized. The record is from RefSeq and is a predicted model, not a curated record. The transcript is spliced from 5 exons. The coding region runs from base 165 to 1922 and encodes 585 amino acids. Lineage: Eukaryota; Metazoa; Chordata; Leptocardii; Amphioxiformes; Branchiostomatidae.